This is a messenger RNA of Gadus chalcogrammus (walleye pollock), 2638 nucleotides long. Its product is annotated as protein FAM110B-like. The record is from RefSeq and is a predicted model, not a curated record. Lineage: Eukaryota; Metazoa; Chordata; Actinopteri; Gadiformes; Gadidae.
UUGUCAUAAGAAGUGAAACAAUAUCGCUGUCGCCUGUCGGUACAGUAAAGAUGUUCUCCGUCCCCUUAUUUGUGUUGCUCAAGUAGUGUUGCCAGAUUGAGCCUGAUUUUCCGAUCAAUCUGGCAACACUGGCUGAAGCGCGCUGCAGCCAGUGUUGCCAUAUUGGGACCGAUUUCUCGCCCAAUCUGGCAACAUUGUGCUAAAGUCUAUUCCUGUGCAUUGCAGAGCGGCUUUACCGUUAACUGGUCUGGAGUAAGAUGAUCAGGGCCGAGAAGAUACCGCAGCAUCCUCCUUUGUUUUCAGUUCCAGGGUACCAAGGUUGUUUGGCCAACUGAGGGGAUGGCGGUGACCUAACAUUCAUCGCUCCGACCACGCUUCUCAUCUUCUUUCAUGUUUCCCCCACUUGCAUGUAAUUAUUUAAGCUAUCGCUUUCCGGCUUUCUCAAGUUUUUACUACUCAUGCAUGCCCCCUCUUUCUGUUGUUCUUGGGGAGAGUAAAUUCAUAAAAGCUGUGGAUUUUUGGCAAGCGUUUUUGGUGUCAGAGUUGAGGUUUAUUACCCAGACACAGCCAACCUGAGGCCAGUAGUAGAGCCAGCGAUAGGGACCACCCCCGGGGAUCGCCGCCAUGCAGAGCCCAGCAGGGGUCUGUUACCUUUAGGCCCCCCUCCAUCUCUCGCCAUCUCUCCCCUUCACUGUUCUCCCCCACAACACCCCGCCCACCUUGUGUCUUGAUGUUGGGCGGGUCCCCUGGUACCCUCACCCUCUGUUGGCCCCCCCGCACCUGCUGCCACUACGGCCACCUCCCGCAGCCACGUUGUCGCCAUGCAGACGGAGGCGCUGGCUCCAGCCCUGGCAGAUAGCAAGGCCCCCGGGCCCCCGCCCUUCAGCUCCGCGGUGCCCCUCCGGAUCCUCAACAAAGGCCCUGACUACUUCCGGAGACAGGUCGAGCCGAACCCAAAGCGCCUGAGUGCAGUGGAGAGACUGGAAGCUGACAAGGCUAAGUAUGUGAAGAGUCAUGAAGUCAUCAAUGCCAAGCAGGAGCCAAUCAAACCGCCCAUUCUGGCCAAGCCCCUCAUUUGCCCCGCACAGCUUGGCAAAAGAGGCUCUGUGGGAGGAGUUGGGAAUGGAGGCGGGAUGACAUUCAAAGCCUCUAAUAACAACGCCAAGGCGGACUCCUGUGCCACUUCUAGCGGGGAAAUCUGCAAGCGGGAGAACCUGAACCUGGAGAUGCUGAAGAACCUCCUGAACUCCUCCUCCUCCCCGGGGGCCGGAUCUGAGGGUCCAGGGGGAGGGGCCAAAAGUGCUGUGAUGCUGAGGUCAUCAGGAGGAGCCAGGAGCUAUAAUCCAUCCAGGAUGCCAUUGACAUACCGGUCCACCAUGACCCUCAAUGAGCAUCCACUGGAAACAGUGCCCAGCCCCAGCACCUCUCACUCCCUCCGCUCCUUCUCCCACUCCCUUAAAGUCCCUCCAGGCCAUAGCAGUGGGCGUCGCAGCCCUCAGCAGGGAGGGAACCUCAACCUCAGCAGACAGGUUCUGGACGAGAGAGGCAUAGGAGGAGGACGGCACUCCGAGCGCUCCCACUCUCCGCUGCCUCCCCUGCUGACCUCCCACUCGUCCUCAGACCUCCUGCGGCUGUGCAACGGCAAGCCGCUCCGCACCGCCCGCUCCGGCAGCUCCUCCGCACCUCCCCUUCCCCCCAAGCCCCACCCCGCCUCGUUGCCGCCUCCUGCGUUGUCUCUUUCUCUGCCCUCCUACCGGCAGAGCCAGUCCCCCGCCCCCUGUGACGCGGCGACACCCCCUCUGUCCCUGACUUGCGAGCGAGGCGACCCCUCCAACGCGUCCAGCGACCCAAACCUGGAGCUGGGCUGCUCAGUGGCCCGCCGCCCGACGCUGCACCGCUCCAAGUCGGACCUGUCGGACCGCUACGCCCGGGCCGGCGCCGACGUGGAGCGCUUCUUCAACUACUGCGGGCUGGACCCCGAGGAGCUGGAGGCCGGCGGGCCGGAGAGCUUCACCAGGGCCAACUCCGACAUCGUCAGCCUCAACUUCCGCUCGGCCUCCAUGAUCUCGUCGGACUGCGAGCGGCGGUCAUCCCACGAGGGGCUGUCGGACGCAGAGGAGGGCGAGGCGGAGGAGGAGGAGGCGGGGGAGCGAGUGCCUUACGGGAUCUCGGCUGUGGAGCGCAACGCCAGGGUCAUCAAGUGGCUUUACAGCAUCAAACAGGCACGAGAGACGCAGAAGGUCUCUCAUGUCUGAGAAGGGGAACACGAAGCAGACUGUUUUCUUUGUGCUGAAGAACAAGUCAUGGGAGGAGAGUCAGAGACCUGGGAGUGGCCGCCAGUUGAAUUGAGGCUAAUGGCAACAUUGAGAAAUGUGCAUCAAAGCAGUUGGUCCAUGUUCUUUGUGUGGAUGUGAAUAAAAGCAUCUGUGCAGACAGUACAUGUACAGACAGACAGCAUAUAUAGAGCUUGACAGACCACAGUACUACCAAACCAUGAAAUAAAAGGGGAAGCAUGAGAAGUAGAUAUAAACUAGCAGAAUGACAGCUUGGUUACAUACACAGAUCCACUAAAGAACGCACUCAUUUGUAUUACAAUGGACGUUUCUUGAUGGACACAAAAUCUGCCGUGCACAAAGGC